AUGGACUUCAAGUACAGGAACAACGGCCGAAUGGCCUCAGACUCGGAUCACGAUAUGUUUAUGCAUGCCAGACGCUCUUCGGGUCCAGUGAUCCUUGGGGCCCGCCUCUCUCGAAAGAAAGAGUCGAUGCAGUACAACCAUCCAAAACCACCCUUAACGCCAAAUACCACUUCCUCCAUGCCACAAGCCAUACCAAAUCCUCUCUUGCCUUCCGCGCCUGCUUCCCCUCCAACACCUGCACCGAGCCCAACUCCACAUCAGAGAUCACCUACUUCUUGGCACCUUGCCCUGGAUGACGUUGAGGAUCCAAUCCUGGAGGAAGCAAGAAAUGCAUUUAGAGGAUUGGAUAUUACGGCCAAGGAAAAUUGGCUGAGAUCACUGGUGGAUGAGUGUGAUAAUCAUACCUUGAGCUUCUUGCACCAGAUUGUGAGCCCGAGACUGAAAAAGGAUCCGUUCAAGGCUUUGCCAAACGAACUCUGCUUUAGGAUACUCGAAUUUGUCGAUGACCCCAAAACCUUCGUUCGUGCCUCGCAGGUUUCAAGAAGGUGGCGGGAGAUUGUGAGCGACGACCAAGCUUGGAAAACGUUGUGCGAGAAACACGCAUACCGCAGGAUGUCCAGCGAUUCGAUCGGCUCAAGCAUGAACAACUCGACCGCGUCCGUCAGCCAAAUACUCUACAGUCAACAUUUGCGCUCAGCAUCGCCCAGUCGUAUACUUGACAACAUGCUUGCUAUCGAUGAGGAUCCGGAAGUUGUCGCGACUCCUUAUGACCCGGUACCUACUACAGGCUCUCGAAAGCAAAGGAAACCAAGGCCUAACACCACUCACCGAUCACACUUCAAGCACCGAUAUUUGGUGGAGUCGGCAUGGAGGAAAGGAGGUCUCAUGACAGCGAGGCACAUCCACCCUGAUCAAGGCGUAGUCACAAGCUUGCAUUUGACAAAGAAAUAUAUCGUUGUCGCCCUUGACAAUGCCAAGAUUCAUGUCUUCAACACGAGGGGAGAUCAUCAAAGAACCCUGCUUGGACAUCAGAUGGGCGUUUGGGCGAUGGUCCCUUGGGAAGAUAUACUGGUUAGUGGUGGAUGUGAUCGAGAUGUCAGAGUAUGGAACAUGGCGACUGGGACGAGCGUGCACACCUUACGAGGUCAUACUUCCACUGUUCGCUGUCUCAAGAUGUCGGAUGCGAGAACAGCAAUCUCUGGCUCGAGAGAUACUACGCUACGAGUGUGGGACUUGACUACAGGUGCAUGCACGAACGUUCUCAUGGGCCAUCAGGCUAGCGUUCGCUGCUUGGAGAUCCAUGGAGAUCUUGUUGUAUCAGGAAGCUACGACACUACAGCAAAGAUAUGGAGCAUUUCGACUGGACAAUGUCUACGUACCUUGCAAGGCCACUUCAGCCAAAUCUACGCCAUUGCCUAUGACGGGCACAGAAUAGCGACAGGUAGCUUGGACACGAGUGUCAGGAUCUGGAAUCCGCAAGACGGUACCUGUCAAGCAAUUCUCCAAGGGCAUACUUCCUUGGUUGGUCAGCUUCAAAUGCGUGGUAAUACACUUGUGACAGGAGGCUCUGAUGGAUCUGUUCGCGUCUGGUCACUCAUCACCAACGCUCCCAUCCACCGUCUUGCGGCCCAUGACAAUAGCGUCACUUCUCUUCAAUUCGACGACGCACGGAUCGUCAGUGGUGGCAGCGAUGGCAGAGUCAAGAUCUGGGACACAAAGACGGGAGCGCAGAUCAGAGAGCUAAGUCAACCGGCAGAAGCUGUGUGGAGGGUCGCAUUCGAGAGUGAAAGGUGUGUUGUGAUGGCUAGUAGAGCAGGGCGGACUAUAAUGGAAGUGUGGGACUUCACGCCACCGCCCGAGGACGGGGAUGGACAAGCCGGGGAAAGAUCGGUCGAAAUAAGAACGCCAGUGGGACCAAUUGUGGACGAGGACAUGGCGGAUGUGGAGGAAGACGAGGACCACAAGAGCGAGAUGAUCGAUGCUUAUAGCACGGGUGGAGAGGAGAGUGAAGGAAUGACUGAUUGA
Molecule: messenger RNA, 2025 nt
Organism: Letharia columbiana
Lineage: Eukaryota; Fungi; Ascomycota; Lecanoromycetes; Lecanorales; Parmeliaceae
Exons: 4
Coding region: 1-2025 (674 amino acids)
Molecular function (GO): protein binding
Source: RefSeq, a predicted model, not a curated record